CCCGAUCCCGCCUCCACCAGACGUCUAGCCUCCAGACCCAGGGCUCCACGCCCCAGGACCCCCGGCUGAUGGGUGCCCACCUCAGCUCCAAGGCCGCCGCCGCGGCCGACGCCCCGGGAGCGGCGCUGCGCUUCCAGGAGGACGCGCGCGGCGCGCAGGUGCAGCUGGACGGGCGGGCGCGCACGGCGCAGCGGGGCGCCUCGUUCCACGACGGCCUCGUCUUCAGCCAGCGGCCCGUGUGGCCCGGCGAGCGCGUGGCGCUGCGCGUGCUGCGCCAGGAGGGCGGCUGGGGCGGCGGGCUCCGCGUGGGCUUCACGCGCCGGGACCCCGCGGGCCCGGCCGCGCCCGGCCCGCCGCCCUUCGUGCGCCCGGACCUGGAGGCGCAGAGCCCGACCUGGGCGUCGCUGCUGCCCGAGGGCUGCGUGCGCGCCGGGAGCGUGGUCUGCUUCUGGGUGAACCGCCGCGGCUGGCUCUACGCCAAGGUCAACGCGGGCCGCCCGCUGCUGCUGCGCCGGGACGUGCGCGUGGGCGCCCCGCUCUGGGCCGUGAUGGACGCGGACGGCGCCACCGAGGCCAUCGAGCUGCUGGAUCCCGCUGCGCCCUGGGUCUCCGGUGAGGAUGCCGGGUCUGAUCUCAAAGCCGCGCCCCGCGAGGAGUGUGUCAUCUGCUUCCACAACGCCGCCAGCACCCGCCUGCUCCCCUGCGGCCACGCCGACUUCUGCAGCGCCUGCGCCCAGCGGGUCUUCAGGGACUCCGCCCGGUGCCCCGUGUGCCGCUGGCAGAUCGACGAGGUGGCCCUGGUGGGGAGCCCGCGGCCCGGGGACGACGCCUGAGCGGAGGCGGCGGCGGGGCCAGCCUGCCCUCCUCGGGGGCGCCGACCAGCACCCCGAGGGCCGGGCCGCAGGCU
Molecule: messenger RNA, 907 nt
Organism: Perognathus longimembris pacificus (Pacific pocket mouse)
Lineage: Eukaryota; Metazoa; Chordata; Mammalia; Rodentia; Heteromyidae
Gene: Neurl3
Product: neuralized E3 ubiquitin protein ligase 3
Exons: 5
Coding region: 69-833 (254 amino acids)
Source: RefSeq, a predicted model, not a curated record